Messenger RNA from Coniophora puteana RWD-64-598 SS2, 882 nucleotides. RefSeq names its product WD40 repeat-like protein. The record is from RefSeq and is a predicted model, not a curated record. The transcript is spliced from 2 exons. The coding region runs from base 1 to 882 and encodes 293 amino acids. Gene Ontology annotation, molecular function: protein binding. Lineage: Eukaryota; Fungi; Basidiomycota; Agaricomycetes; Boletales; Coniophoraceae.
AUGGGAUGUGAAUUCGCAGACGCUCGUAUUUCCUCCUCUCGUCGGCACAAGUCGGAGGUAUGGGCCGUCGCCUAUUCCCCCGAUGGACGGUUGCUGGCGAGUGGUAGCCGGGACUGGACCAUUCGCCUGUGGGACACAGACACUGGUAAACUACUACAAGGCCCUUUGAGAGGGCACAGACUUCCUAUCUCAAACCUCUUCACCCCUGAUGGUUCCUGUUUUGUCAGUGCCAGUAACGACCACACUAUACAUGUAUGGGAUACACAAACCGGCAGCUCCCUUCGUGUUAUCAAAGGGCACUACGGCCGUGUCUGUGCUCUGAGCGUGUCCUCUGACGGCUCAAAGCUGGGAAGCGGGUCCGAAGACUCUACAGUGUGCGCUUGGGAUACUCAUACCGGCCAUCUGAUAGCGCUAUACAAGCACGACGAUUAUGUGCUGGCAGUCUGCUGGUCUCCUGAUGGGGAUUGUAUACUCAGUGGCUCCAAAGUCGGAACCGUACGCGCAUGGAGCAUCUCUACGGGCAAACAACUCCUCCAUGUCAACCAUGACGGUCGGAUUAAUGCUGUCCAGUAUGCGCCUGAUGGGAUGACAUUCCUGAGCGCCUCAAACAACGGGACAGUUCGCAUUUGGAACGCAACUACCGGCGAGCUUCUCCGCUCUCUUGAACACAAGUUUUCUGUAACUGCAGCUGCCUUUUCGCCGGAUGGUUUCCGCAUCGUGAGUGGGGGAGACGUCGGCUAUAUCAGAGUAUGGGAGGCAGCAAGCGGAAAACUUCUCUUGGGUCAAGUGCGUAUCCGAUCUCGUCAAAUAAGUAGCGCGCUGACAUUACAAAAUAGAAUGCGAAGGGCAACGACCCUUCAAAUAGUUCUCCCCAUGAAGUAG